Molecule: messenger RNA, 306 nt
Organism: Bipolaris zeicola 26-R-13
Lineage: Eukaryota; Fungi; Ascomycota; Dothideomycetes; Pleosporales; Pleosporaceae
Exons: 1
Source: RefSeq, a predicted model, not a curated record
CCUUUUGCCAAUUCUCCCUCUCCCCUUGUCCUCCCCCCAACCCCCCAACCCCCAGUUACUCCCAGCGUUUGGAGUAGUAGCCAAUAUCCACCAGUACCGCGGCCAUUAAACCUUGUUGCCAGCUCGCCGCGCUCCGAAGGUGUGCCAGGGUCUCCACCACUACCAUCCAGACUGAGGCUAAUUAACUGUGCAGCAUCACCACCACCUCCAACAUUGCUUCCUACAGAGGCGUCGGUCAAAUCCACUUCUCGCCUGGCCUGGUCCCCCCCCCCCCCUGGCCCGCAUUUUCUCAGCCUUCUUCACUGA